Saccostrea cuccullata (small rock oyster) is the source of this 632-nucleotide messenger RNA. RefSeq lists its product as uncharacterized. Lineage: Eukaryota; Metazoa; Mollusca; Bivalvia; Ostreida; Ostreidae. The record is from RefSeq and is a predicted model, not a curated record. The transcript is spliced from 5 exons. The coding region runs from base 96 to 617 and encodes 173 amino acids.
UAUUUUAUUUUUUAUUUCAGAUUUCAUAGUUUGGCAGACCUCUGACGACGGCGCGCCCAGGAUUUCCAAGAGACGCUAGAAACAUCUCAAACAGAAUGAUGAUGUCAGGCUGUUGUGACUAUGUCGCAACCACAACGUUACUGUUUCUCCUUUUUUUAAUUGUUCUCAUAUGCUUCGUGGAAUCAAAAAAUCUAAUGGUCAAGAAGCGAUUCACACGGGAUGAUAUAUGCAAGGAAACGAUUAAAACUGGAAAAAUAGUUCAAUAUUGUCCAGAAGAUGUUGAGUCCAGAAGGAUUAGAACAAGGGAAAGAAUGUGUGAAGAUAUGCAUGAUUCUUGUUCCAAAGACUCCUUAGUGUAUCACUGCUUGCGGUCUAGAAACAAACUCAUUGAAGUUUGUGCUCCAAGGAAUUUUAUCACAGGAAAUUGUUGUGUUCAGUUCAACGAGGGAUUAGGCUGUAUAGUAGAGGAUUAUAGUGUUGCCUGUACAGAGUGUCCGUUUCAUUACUAUUCCAAUGAAUCGAUAACAUAUCCAUCUUGUUUUCAAUUAAUAAAGACUAUGGCUGUUCCCGGGAGUACUAUCCAGUCAACAGUUGAGGUCUGCCACAGGUCGUCGUAAACGCCACCUCACCAA